This is a messenger RNA of Exaiptasia diaphana, 510 nucleotides long. RefSeq lists its product as uncharacterized. Bases 1 to 510 code for a protein of 169 amino acids. Gene Ontology annotation, molecular function: DNA binding. The record is from RefSeq and is a predicted model, not a curated record. The transcript has a single exon. NCBI's taxonomy places the organism in Eukaryota, Metazoa, Cnidaria, Anthozoa, Actiniaria, Aiptasiidae. Gene Ontology annotation, biological process: DNA recombination; DNA integration.
AUGGAGGACGUCAGAUUGCAAACAACACCCGAAAGGAAAGAAUAUCUUUCACUAUACAUCAAACGAUCAAAGACAGAUCAGGUUGGCAAGUGGACACUUCUAUAUUUGUCCCACUCUGGGCACCGUGUCUGUGCCUUGUGCUCAAUGAAGAAGAAUCUCCAACUGCAACAUCUGAGAACAGACUUCACGACAUCAUCUCCUCUAUUCAGACUUACAAAUGGUCUACCUAAUUCUCGACAAGCAUUGAUGGAUUUUGUCUCUUCGCUACUGCUUCUUAUCGGGCUAAACCCGUCUCGAUACAGUGGUCAUAGCUUCAGGAUUGGUGGCGCCACAUCGGCAUCACUCGCAGGACUCACGGAUUACGAAAUCCAACUACUGGGCCGAUGGAAAUCGGAUUGUUACAAACGGUACAUUCGUUCACCUUUGAACCUAUUUUUGGAGAUUCCCACAAAACAGUAUGCUUCUAUUGCAUACCAGUAUGCGAACCCAUACAAACUCACACAAGACUAA